Oncorhynchus nerka (sockeye salmon) is the source of this 3833-nucleotide messenger RNA. RefSeq lists its product as uncharacterized. The coding region runs from base 262 to 3243 and encodes 993 amino acids. NCBI's taxonomy places the organism in Eukaryota, Metazoa, Chordata, Actinopteri, Salmoniformes, Salmonidae. Gene Ontology annotation, molecular function: protein binding; ubiquitin protein ligase activity. The transcript is spliced from 19 exons. The record is from RefSeq and is a predicted model, not a curated record. Gene Ontology annotation, biological process: ubiquitin-dependent protein catabolic process; protein polyubiquitination.
GGUGAUGGCUCAAAGUCCAUCAAACUGAAUGAUGGGUUGAAUUUGGUUGAAAUAGAGGUGGGAGCCGAGGAUGGCACCUCCAAAAAAUAUUGCAUUGAGGUCACAAAACUGUCUGCGAGGACUGCAGAGUUGAGUGACCUUACAAUUGAAGGAAAUGUUCAAUUACAACCUACAUUUUCAGGAAACAUCUAUGAUUACUCAAGCACAGUUCCUUUCUACUGUAAUUCGGUGACCAUACUUCCCAAAGUUCCUGAUAAAAACAUGAAAGUUUCAGUCAAUGAAGAAAGUGAUCCUCAACCUUCUCCAUUGACUGUUGGAGAAACUGUCGUCAGUAUCAAGGUCUUGUCAGCUGAUGGCAGCAAUUCUCAGGUGUACUAUGUGUUGGUGAUGCGAGAGCAGAUUCCCAUGGCUGUGUCUUUCAGGGAUGUGAAAGAGCAGGUCUCCUAUGAGUGCCCUGUCACUCUGACAGCCCUCUACAGACCCAUAUCCAUCAACCAGAGUGAUCCACAGCACCUGUUCUCAGCCCCCUACAUUGACAUGCUGGCGAGAAGGUCGAAGGUCGACCCGCUAAACGAGUGUCCCCUCGGAGACAGCUGGAAGGUUCUGGAACACGACCUGGAUAAGACCAUGUCUUCUGCGUUGGUCAACUGCUUCUUUGCAUACCGAGGAUGUGAGAGUGUGGUGAAACUGGCUGAAGUGGGGUCACAUGCACUGGAGUGUCCACACAAACCCUCAGCGGACCUGGACCCAAAGGACGUCACUGAGACGAGCUGGUACAAGAAGCAUUUUGCUGCACCCUCGACCUGCUUGGAGAUAGAAACCAAACACACUUUGGAGGUGCGCAACUGGGAGAAGAGACUACAAAAGGCAAUAGGACAGGAUAGUGUCGAUAAUCUGUGUUCCCUGGCCCAGGACAAUCUGAAACUCUACAGAGAGCGUCUGCCCAAACCAGGUGACUUGCAGCAGUAUGAGAAUGGUCAGUCUCCUCUGGACUGUCUGGAGCAGGCUGCUGUCUAUUAUGCCUCAGCCAUCAAGCUGAAGCCCCGAGACCCCAGACUCCACUUCCUCCUGGGGCUGGCCCUGGAGGAGCAACACUAUGCAGCAGAGAUGUACGGACUGAGGAGGAAAUCUGAUGGGGACGUUGAGGACCUGAGCAGUGCCAAGUCCACGGCGCGUCAGGAUGACAUCCUGGCUGUGUGUAAGCUGCAUGGCUUCCCUGGCACGCCUACCAUGGAGAACCAGCUCCAGGCCCUGGACACAGAGUACCACCAGCUGAAAGAGCAGGGCCAGUCAGGCAAAGCAGACUACAUUCAGACCCUGUUCAUCUUCCUCUCCAAGAAGGCAGGAAAGGAUGGCAGUGCGGGCGUGGGGGACGAAGAGAGCUGUAUCCACCGGGCCCUUCUGAAGUACCUGGAUGCCUGGUCGCUGAACCAGGACUUCUGGGAGUACAACCUCCACGUGGGGCGUAUGCUGCUGCUGCAGAAGAGGAACAAGGAGGCACUGCAGCACCUGCAGACCGGAUUGGCCCUGCGGCCCUCACAGCCAGCACUUAGGUUCUUCACAGGUCUGGCUCUACUGCUACAGGAGGAAGCCUCAGAGGCUGUGGAGAAGGAGGCAGCCCUGUUUUUACAACAAGGCCUGGAGCAUGUUAUAGCACAGUCCUGCAACACGGAGAACAACUACAGUGGUUUGGAGCCGAGCGUGACAGACCCUCUGUCCAGUGUGAGAACACAGUUCCUGCGUGGCUGCCUCACCCUAGGUGCCCUCCAACAGAAGAACACUCUCUCUCAGAAGCCAAUGAGCUCAGAGCAGGUCUAUCACACUGUUGUGGUGAUGGCAGCCCGCGGUGUGUGUCGGUGCGUGUGUCGGGACGAGGUGGCCCAGCAGCUGGAGUGGGUGUUGCUAGAUGCCCACUUUGCCCUCCUCCAGAGCCUCAUUCAGCAAAAGAAGGCUGCUGGGUUGACUCAGGGUCAGGGCAAACAGGGAGAGACAGAGAGACAGGCCUGGGUGGCCAAGAGGUGUCAGGCUCUCACAGGUCUGAUCCGCCUCACCUCCAUCCCCGCCUGCAGGGAGCUGAUGGACAUGCAAGAGAAGGUCUGCCAGGUUGCCGUGGUAACGACUCCUCGUGACAGCCACGCGCUGUGUCUCCUGGGGCUGGCCCAGCUGGCUCAGUGUGACAACGACCACGGCUCCCAGAGGUUAGAAGGAGCCGUUGCCAACGCCUGCCUCAGCUUCCAGGCAAGCAUCGAACUGGAGGACAAACCUCAGAGCGGAGAGCCACCCACACAGCUCACCAAGCAGCAGUGGUGGCAGGACAGGCUGGCAGCAGACAAGGAGAAGGCAGUCAAGGGGACAGCCAGCCAGGGAGCGGGGAGGGGUGGCUCUGGGCCUCCUGACACUGCAGUGGCUGCCGGGAGAGGAUGUGGGCGUGGCAUGGGAGGUCCUGCUAGAGGGGGUACUGCGGCUGCAGCCAAGACCCCCACGAGAGGAGGCAAGACUGCCCCUCCAGCCAAAAACACCCCCUCUACUGCCCCUCCAGCCAAAAACACCCCCUCUACUGCCCCUCCAGCCACCGUGUCUCCAUCCAGCAGGGGCCAAGUUGGAGCAGCCAAAACCCCUGGCCCUGCCAAGCCCAGCAGCUCCAAGACCCAGCUCAUCUCCCCCAGCAAGUCUAAACCAGACUGCUCCCCAAGCCCAGCCAAACCUGGGCCCACAGAAGAGUCAGCUGUGGCAGAGAGUGGCAACGUUCUCCCCAAAGCUCUGUUGAACCGUCGAUCCCAUGCCCCUCGCCUCGGCUUGGCCCGCGCCCUCUCCCGCUCCGCAGACAGCCACGACCAGGCACACCAGCUCUACCAGGAGGUCAUCACCAUGGCACCAGAGGUCCACGAUGCGUACAUUGAGCUGGCAGAGAUGCUGGAGCAGUCCGACCCCCUGGCUGCUGUAGAGGUGUACUGUCGGUUCCCCCUGAAGCCCGUCUCAGAGCAGAACUUUGACGACGCCUUCAUCACCGGAGAGAUCGUACGCAUCCUGAUGAAACAAGGCCUCUACGAGCACCCAGAGCUGAGACACAACCUCAUCGCCUACGGGAAAGUCAUGGGCCUGGGUUGCCUUGAGAAAUACAUCAACAUCCUCGAAGGGAAGUUCAUGAGCAGCCUUCUGAAGAGAGUGUAUGCUGGGAUCCAUGACAAAUCAGUGGAAGACAAGGAUCUGCAGGACUUCUUCAAGUUCAAGUGCUGGAUAUGAACUUUCCUUUCAUAAAGAGACUGGCUGUUUAUUCCUUGAUCAAAGUAUGAAUGUAUCUCUUUAGACCAAUAGGCUAAUCACAUCAUCUGUAGACCAAUCGGCUAGUCACAUCAUCUUUAGACCAAUCGGCUAGUCACAUCAUCUUUAGACCAAUCGGCUAGUCACAUCAUCUUUAGACCAAUAGGCUAGUCGACAGAGUGAAACAUCUGUCGUUGUACCCUUGAGCAAGGCAGUUAACCCCCGCCCCCCGACACACGCACAACAACAGCUUCCCAGGCGACCAAUCUGGCAGUCCCCCGCACCACUCCGAUUCAGAUGGGUUGGGUUGAGAGCAGAAGUCAAGUUUCGGUUGGACCUUGUGUAAUUAACUGUAAAACAAAUACAUGUAAACCUUUAAAGAAUAUGAACUGUUACAACUCCUUGGGUUGUGCCGACACUAGGAAAUAUCAUUCACUGCAAAUGAGACCUGUUAAAAUACCCAGUUCAAAAUAAGACAAUACUUUGAUCGUUUUCUCAAAAAGGCCAUUUAAAUCUGGACCACUUCAUCCCCAGUAGACUGUUUUAUAACAGUCACAGUGAGAACAGCAGUA